Messenger RNA from Peronospora matthiolae, 2142 nucleotides. The record is from the annotation of a GenBank genome assembly. Lineage: Eukaryota; Oomycota; Peronosporomycetes; Peronosporales; Peronosporaceae.
AUGGUCAAAGACGAAGCCGCCGACGUCACGUCCAGAGUCAGCAGCAGAAGCCCCGACAACGUCAAGUCUGGAGCUGCCAAGCCACUACUCGCUCACAAGAAGAGCUCUGGCAUCUCCUCCUCUCGCUGGCCGGUGCUAUCAGCUGCAGUGGUGCUCCUUGCAGUGGGUUGUGCCACGUACGUGGACGUGCCCCGAGUCGUCCAGAACCUGCAGAGCUUUGUCGGAACCCACGUGUUCAGCGCUGGUAACGCAACGUCUGGAGCUGGGAAUGUCAGUACGGACAUCGUCCCGGACAAGUACACGACGGACCUGGUAGCGAUUCAAGUGCGUCACAUCGUGAGCGACUUGACAUGCAACGACUCGGACUAUUCGGCGUCGACGCUUUUUGACGGCCGAGUGGUGUCGGUGACGGAGCCCAUGGAGGCAGAGCAGCCGAUGGCUGAAGAUAGGGUGUUUUUCAUGCUCAAUGGCGCUAACAAGGGUGUCUACGUGUCCUGGAACGGUCAAUUCGACUGUCUCGGUCAGGCAGCUGAGGUGGCUGCGGCGUGGCUGGGGGCAGACCGAGACGUGAUGGUGAAUGGAGUGCGUCUCUACAGUCAACUGGGCUGGCCCGUUCGCAACGCAGAUGAGUUGCAUGAUACAAAGAACAUUGUCCACGUACUGCUGGACUUCCAGUUGUGGCAAUGGCCGGGUAUCAAGAAUGGGUACAAGUAUGUUUUGGAAAACGGGGUGACGCUGACGACGGUGGGGAUUAGUCCCAAGGUGUUUGAUGUGCAGUAUUUCAUCACUCAGGAAGAAGCGGAUCAGGUCAUUGAGAUUGGAUCGCCAUUGCUGAACCGGUCAAUGGUGAGUGGGACAAACACGACUCGGGUGGAGUCGAGUUCCCGCACGAGCCACACGGCGUUUUUGCCUGAUAGCAUAUUCACGCGAGACUUUCAAAAGCGCUCAGCUCUUGUCGCACGACUCCCGAGUCCUUCGUACGUGGAGCACUUGCAGUUGGUGCGCUAUGGCGCGGGUGAGUUUUACCGGCAGCACUUCGACACUUUUUACUCGCGAGAGUUCCUUCCGGAAGGUGCAGACAUGUACAAGUAUGAAGACUACGUGGAGUGGACCGUAUGGGCUGCAGAAAAACUUCGAGGCAUGGACCAGAACAAGGUGCCUGAGAAGUUUCGAGAGGGUGGACCACUGUUCCCGAACGCCAACGACUCCAUUGUCUUUCCUCAAGCACUUCUCGGGAUGUUCCGUGACCACAUGAACACAACGAACCAAUUCAAAGCUCUUUUUGAUACCGGUUACGACGAUUGGAUUCGUACAUGUCUGGAAAGCGGUGCUGAAAUCGUAAUGAAGGAUCUGGUGGAAGAUAAGCAGCGUCCAUCUUACUUGCCGCUCAUUGUUCAGACCUGGGAGGAGCAGCUGGGCCUUGGCGAACUGCGCUACACCUUUCCCAAGCACGACACAAACUCCGUUUCGCAUUUUUUCCAUUGGGUUCGCUGGGCGAAGGAGCGCGUGAGUUUCUUGGGCGACAAGGUGCCGGCAGCUGCUCGUCCUGGUGGGAAGUUGUAUCCCGAGUUCACUGUACAGUUUCAAGAGAUGCUGCUCGGAUUUAUCCUUGAUGAUUACUCCCGGGGCUUUGUCGUGCGCAUGACUAAUAAGGAAUGGUACGAUUGGAUGGUAUUCAACCGCGGACGCAAUAACGUCCUUUUCAAGGUGCUACAGGCAUUCCCUCAGUCCGCCGAGCUAGCGAUUCGCACGUGGGAAUCACGCAUCGGUGGUGUCCCAGAGCUGCACUACAAGCUACCUGAUUACGUUCAGCACUUCCAACCGCAGCGAUUUGUGACGUUGUUUUUAUACCUGAACAACCAGACCAAGGUCGGUGGAGAGACUGUCUUUCCCUUUUCGCUGGACCGGUAUUCGGAUGAGCCGAUCGUGCGUGACGGUAUGGACGAGUGCUCCUCGGGCCUCGCCGUGCCACCUCUUGCUUUGCACGCUUCUCUCUUUUACGUCCAAACCCCCGAGGGCGUUCCCGAUGUCAUGAGUCGCCACGGUGGCUGUCCACCAUCCGAAGGUGUGAAAUGGGGCGCCAACUCGUUCAUGUGGGACUCGGACUCGGAAGAAGGCGCCGAGCUUUGGACCACCAAGUAA